GGUGGACAAGCACAACGCCUAGAAGUUCCGGUCGGCUACCUAAUUUACCCGGGAAAAUAGCGAGAGCAAACCUGAAUGCUUUAGUCCGCAGCGACCAAUACACCUCAUAUUCCGACCUUACACGACCCCAUCUCUAUCAAUUGAUCCGUAUAUCGCGAUCAAUUGGGCCACCGCUGGCAGAGGCUCCUUCUCUACGUCCUAAUCCUCAGUCACGAUGUUGUCACGAGCCGCUAGACCAGCUCUCCGAGCUGCUGCCGCAGCUAAUGCUCGGGCCGCCGCCGUCCCCAGCUCCGCUGCCACCUAUGCGACUCUCCGUGAGAUCGAGGACCGUCUCAAGUCCAUCCGAAACAUCGAGAAGAUCACAAACACCAUGAAGAUUGUCGCCUCCACCAAGCUCACCCGAGCCCAGCGCGCCAUGAACGACUCUCGCAAGUACGGUCAGACCUCUAAUGAGGUCUACGAGUCCGCUGAGACCAAGGCCCUCGAGACUGAGGACAAGAAGACCCUUAUCAUCGUCUGCUCUUCCGACAAGGGUCUCUGCGGUGGUAUUCACUCUGGUCUGUCCCGAUAUGUCCGCCGACUUCACGCCGAGCAGCCUGGCUUUGACCUCGUCCUCAUUGGUGAGAAGGCCAAGGCUCAGCUCUCACGAACCAACGCCUCAGCUAUCCAGCUGAGCUUUGCUGGCAUUGGCAAGGAUGUUCCCACCUUUGCCGACGCCCAGGCCAUCGCCGACCAGGUUAUUCAGCUUCCCACUGAGUACACCGACAUCAAGAUUCUGUACAACAGCUUCGUCAACGCUCAGACCUACGAGGCUUCCCUGAUUGAGGCAUUUUCUGAGGAGGCUAUCCAGCAGUCCCCCAACUUCUCUGCCUUCGAGGUUGACGAGGAGGUUCUUGGCAACCUUCGCGAGUACAGUCUUGCCAACUCCCUCUACUGGGCUCUUGCUGAGGGCCACGCCUGCGAGCAGUCUGCCCGACGAAACGCUAUGGAUAACGCCUCUAAGAACGCUGGUGAGAUGAUCAACAAGUACCAGAUUCUCUUCAACCGUACUCGACAGGCCGUCAUUACCGGAGAACUGGUUGAGAUUAUCACUGGUGCUACUGCCUCUGCGGACAUGUAAGGAGUGGGAGUACAAGAUGGGGUGUAAUGCUUCCCUUUGUAACAAAUGUCAUCGGGCUACCAUCCAUGUAUGGUUUCCCCCAUUGUAUCAAAGCCUUCAAUAAAUUCCUUAGUAGCCCAUGCAAUCAAUGCACGGCAGUCCAAAAAAAAAAAAAAAAAAAAAAAAAGAAAAACAGAACAAACAUCGCUUCUCGAUGGCUGUAAGCGGAAGUAAGAAUUUUCAUUGUAAAAAAACUUCGAUAAAUUCAAGUACAAGUUAUAAGUCAACCACCCUCGUCUGAAAACGCCGAACACUGAUACCAUUAUAUUUUGAGAACCAUCAACAACCAAAACGGAGUAGCCUCUCAAGUUCAAAUCUCAGAACCCAAGGUCACUGUCCUCCGCAUAACUUAUGUGCCUCGUCCUGCGAUGUUUGCUGGAACUCUCGUGAGGAACCUCUGUUAUCUUGGCGGUACCAAAGGGAUUCUCUUUCUCGUAAGCUGUUCGCAGUGCAGCGGCCUCCUGAUCCCAUCGUUCGGUGGCCCGGGUCCAUGCCUGAACAGCUUCAGCGUACCCGCGCUUUUGCUCGGUUGCCUGGUCUUCAUACGGCUUGCGUUCCUCAGACGAAGCGUCCCU
Fusarium verticillioides 7600 is the source of this 1734-nucleotide messenger RNA. RefSeq names its product F-type H+-transporting ATPase subunit gamma. Gene Ontology annotation, biological process: proton motive force-driven ATP synthesis. Gene Ontology annotation, molecular function: proton-transporting ATP synthase activity, rotational mechanism. The transcript has 5 exons. The record is from RefSeq and is a predicted model, not a curated record. NCBI's taxonomy places the organism in Eukaryota, Fungi, Ascomycota, Sordariomycetes, Hypocreales, Nectriaceae. The coding region runs from base 215 to 1120 and encodes 301 amino acids.